Messenger RNA from Lates calcarifer (barramundi perch), 602 nucleotides. RefSeq names its product prolactin releasing hormone 2 (gene prlh2). Lineage: Eukaryota; Metazoa; Chordata; Actinopteri; Centropomidae. The record is from RefSeq and is a predicted model, not a curated record. Gene Ontology annotation, molecular function: hormone activity.
UGAGCGACUUCCACAGCAUGCUGCCUGGGAGAGCGGCUGAUGACCGCCACUGCGUCCUGACGAGCCGCUGGCUGCCCGCAGCUCUGGCGCUGCUCCUCCUCCUCUCCUCCAGCUUCAGCAGCGCGCACAGCACCACGGUGGAGCACGACUUUCACAUUGUUCACAAUGUCGACAACAGAAGUCCAGAGAUAGACCCGUUCUGGUACGUGGGACGCGGGGUGAGACCCAUCGGGCGCUUCGGGAAGAGGCACAGCAGCGUGGAGGCGCUGGGCGGCGGCAGCAGCAGCAGUGGAGGGAUGCAGCCUGUGGUCCGGACGCUGGAGCUGCUCCUCAACAGUCUCAGAAACAAGGAGAACCUCGAGAAAGUGCUGGAUGGGGAAGACAGGGAUUGGUUACCAUGACAGCGUGUCCUCCUCCCUCCAUCCACAGUAUCUUGAUUUUUUAACUUGAUUAAGGUUAUUUACUCUUUUGCUCCAACACUUAACUGUAUUUCUCUGGUGUCUGUUCCAAGGCCUUGGUUGAUAGGAUCCUUGCUCUCCAAAUGUAUCUGUAAAUAAACAUGUAUUCUAUAUUGAUUAAUAAAUAAGGAUGUUAUGAUUAUA